UUGUUCCAGUCACGUUUGAUCUGCAUCUUUAGGUCUGCACGUCUGGCUUGCUAUAUCUGAACUGACCAAACUUCAAGGCGUACGUUUCAUAACAGCACAAAGCUGCCCCAGACCUCCUAUCUCUGAGCCAUGUUGAUAAUACUAGCUUUCAUCAUCCUCUUCCAUGUCAUCUCAGCUACACUGCUCUUCAUUGCAACAAUAAAUAACGCCUGGUGGGUAGCAGGAAAUGCUUACACUGAUCUGUGGUACACCUGCAAUAGCAGUUGCUCUGCAGUUCAGAACAGCGAAUCUCACACAGCAGGCUACCUCCAGGCUGUGCAGGCAACAAUGAUACUGGCCACCAUCCUUUCCUGUGUUGGUUUCUUUGUAUUCAUCCUGCAGCUUUUCCGUCUGAAACAAGGAGAGAGAUUUGUCUUUACUGCAGUCAUUCAGCUGCUGUCUUGUCUUUGUGUUAUGAUUGGAGCUUCAAUUUAUGCAGCUCAGCAUGAAAGCUUCCAAACAGAAGAGUUCAAAGAUGGGAAUUAUGGUUACUCCUUUGUCCUAGCCUGGAUUGCUUUCCCUGUUUCUCUGAUCAGUGGCCUGAUGUAUCUAAUCCUGAGAAAACGCAAAUAGAUCACCUCAAACAAACACCUCACCAGAAGUAAUAAACUGCAACUAGGUGGAUGCAACAGAUGUUUUGUAUAUACUUUUUUAUGUAUAAUGAACAUACAGUGACAAAUAAUAAAAAUACAUUUUACAAAGACUGAAGAAAUGCAAUAGUAGCAUACUGGAAACAUAUUAAACCAGAAAUUGUAUUAUGUAGACUUUUAACCCUUAAAUAUAUCAUUUUUAUCCCCGUUCUGUGAAAACACGUUAUGCUGUGAUGGAAAAGCUUGCAAGCUGGUAACGAAGACUUCUGAACACAUAGAUGAAAGUUAUGAGGCUUCACAGAAAAUGCAUUUGUGUAAAACCACUAGACAGUUUUAAAAUUUAGAGGACUUACACUUGGGUAAGUUUUGGAAUUGUCCCUCAUGGCAAACAGAAAAUGGACCAUUUUAUGAUUACUGUCAAGCAUGUAUCUGGCAGUGGUCAUCUUCACUGUAAUGAAGUGCCUUCAUGAUUACCAUGGUGAAAUAAGAAAUCCAUUUUAAUAAAUGUGCAGCCAAAUUUGCAGAUCACUACAUCUUACUUGAAAAUAAAGUUAAAGGUGGAGGGUUGGUGUUUCUAUAGAUCACUCAAUAAAAUGUAGUUUGGGUACUUGUCUAUCUGUUAUAUUCAACUGACAGCAUGAACUAGUACAGUACUAUUAAAAAUGCAAUCCAUUCCAUCAUUUUUUUCUGGAGGAAUAUUUUCACAUUUGCUUCAGACCAAAUUUAUUGAGCAGCUAUUGUGACCUAAAGUUGUAUAUUUCAAAGGUUCUUGUUCUGCAUUGGAAGUUUGUGUUUACAUAUGAAGCAGACUAUUGUAUAAAAAGUGAAUUUAAACAAUGAAGUUGCCUAUUGGAGGAGACCCAAAUAUGUGGAAGUUGUGCGAACGAGGAGGCCUGACAGUCUGAAUGGCACUGACAGCAGGUGAAACAGAGGCCUGAAUUGUGGCAGCCAUCUCCUCUUUGGCUUAAUCUUAAUUCCUUCAUUUAUGAAGCUCUGCUGUUCAGGUUAAUUGCUCUUAAUCAGUCAUACAGUACAUACACAGGAAGUGAAUUUUGUACAGAAUAAUCAUUUUGGGGGUAUUAAUUUGUUAUUCAUGUAGUCUAGUAUUUGUAGUCCUAGAAGAGGAAAACAACAACAAAUAGUGAAUUUAAA
Messenger RNA from Megalops cyprinoides (Indo-Pacific tarpon), 1781 nucleotides. RefSeq names its product epithelial membrane protein 2-like. Bases 130 to 612 code for a protein of 160 amino acids. The transcript is spliced from 5 exons. Gene Ontology annotation, cellular component: plasma membrane. The record is from RefSeq and is a predicted model, not a curated record. Lineage: Eukaryota; Metazoa; Chordata; Actinopteri; Elopiformes; Megalopidae.